This is a messenger RNA of Penaeus vannamei (Pacific white shrimp), 502 nucleotides long. Lineage: Eukaryota; Metazoa; Arthropoda; Malacostraca; Decapoda; Penaeidae. The record is from RefSeq and is a predicted model, not a curated record.
AGGGUAGUGCUCGCAAAAUCUAUGAGGAUAUCGAUGCUGCUGAACAAUUAAAGGAUUCUACCAGGAGCUGUCUACGCCCCUUCUCUUGGAUGUGCAGUUUAGCUAUUCCGAUGAUGCUGUUCAGAUGAAUAGUCUUAGUAGCACCCACUUCUACAACUACUUCCAAGGUACUGAGCUGGUAGUGACAGGACAAACAGAAUUAGACAAUUUGAGUGGGAUAAAAGCCAACAUCACUGGACAAGGAAGGAACGGACACUUCUUCAUGGGUGUAACAGGCUGGAAUACAGUUAAUCCGCCUGACAAGCACCUUCUUUCACACUUGCAUCUUGCUCCUACACCUAAGAACUUCAUUGAAAGGUUAUGGGCUUUCCUGAAAGUAAAGGAUCUACUUAACGAAGUAAAAGCAGCCAAAGGAAACCAUGAGAAAACUUCGGCACAGAGAAAGGCUUUGAAAAUAGCACUUGAGCAUCAUUUUGUUACACCACUGACAUCUUUGGGGUAG